Molecule: messenger RNA, 1960 nt
Organism: Dreissena polymorpha
Lineage: Eukaryota; Metazoa; Mollusca; Bivalvia; Myida; Dreissenidae
Exons: 2
Coding region: 479-1942 (487 amino acids)
Source: RefSeq, a predicted model, not a curated record
GCUUGUUUGGGCGCGAACUUUUUAACAACAGACGAGGCCGCGAAUUCAUGAGCUGAAAUAAUUAAAAGGCAUAGGAAGUAUGGCGUUGACAAGCGGCGAAAGAUCGGCGCUAUGGCGCAAAAGACAGAGAAAUGAUACAGAAAAACACGAAAAGUACAAGCAAAAAGAAAGAGAGCGAUAUUUGAAAAGGAAGGAACGGGGCAAUAUAAAAUUAGUUCACGACAUGUCCAAAAGAGAAAAAAGAUCAAAGCGACGUGCAUGGAAGAUUAGCAGUAAAACCUACAGAGAUCGAACGAAAAAGAUCACGGCGGCAUUGAAAUUAACCAUGACACCCCCGAAUUCCCCACCAGACAAUGGACCAGGGCCAAGCCGAGAGAUACAGAACAGGGACAGAGGCUGAAGAAAAAAGAAUUUAAAUAGAUCAAAAGCAUACAGAGAACAGUUUAAAUUAAGAAUAGCACUCAACAAAGAAAGACGCAUGAAAGAUAUGUACAAGAAGAGGUACUACAGGUUAAAAAACAAGAACAUUAAGCGCACUGAAAGUCAAAUUGAUAAUGAAGUGGAAAUAAUAAUGAACGAUAGAGCGAAGACAAAGACCGCCAUUACCAUGUACUCGAUACUUAUAAAUAACAUAAGAAAGAGGUAUUCAAAUGCUGAAACCGCCGAAAAGAGAAUGCUAAAAAAAUUGAUAUAUAGGGAAGCAGUAUUACGCAAAUACGGGAUAGGGGAUUUUGCCAAAAAAGCAACCGGGAUUUCAGAGAGUAGAAUACGGGUGCACGCAAACACACCACGAAGACAGAGAAGCACAGUUUUCCAGAAAAACAUAACAGACUUCUUUGAAAGAGAUGAUAACUCGAGAAUCAAGGCCGGAAAGAAAUCAACCAUCACAAGAAGAAAAGUGAAAAAGCAGAUUCGAUUAAUGAAUGAUAGUUUAACAAACUUGCACAAGAAAUUUCUUUAUGAAAACAGCUCCAACAUCAGUUUUAGUCUUUUUGCAAGGUUGAAGCCUUUUUGGAUAAAACGAGCCACUGAGAAAGACCGCGAAACUUGUUUGUGCAAAAUUCAUGAAAAUCCCAUAUUAAAAUUAAAUAAACUUGCAAGUGAAGGUGUGUUCGAACACCGCGAUCUGAACACCUUAAUACAAGAUAUCACGUGCGAUACAAACUCAAUUUCCUGCAUGUACCGCACGUGCACGGAGUGCAAGGACAAAGCAUUUAAAACUAAUGUCGUGAAGAGUAACAUAAAUACUGGAAAAAUCAUUGAAUGGAAAAUGUGGAAGAACAAAAGAAUUGAAAGAGAAAUAACCCUGAAUGGCGAAAAGCAAGUUAAGAAAUCAAACAUGACUUUAAAAAGCCAAGAAAGUGGGACUAUAGAAACGCUCAUUUAUGAAUUGCAUGAGGAGAUUUCACGAUUUGCAAGACAUGAAUUUAACAUUAAGCACCAGUAUAUAAGGCUCCAUCAACUGAAACAAAAUUUAACAGAUAACGAGGUUAUCAUACAUAUUGAUUUCUCAGAGAACUAUCAAUGUAAAUAUGCAUCUGAGAUUCAGAGUGUACAUUUCGGUUCGUCAAAACGCCAAAUUUCUAUUCACACCGGUGUCGCCUAUUUCAAAUCCAAGCAUAUAUCUUUCGCAACCGUAUCGGACGAUUUGAAACACUCCCCUCCUGGAAUAUGGGCACAUCUCGAUCCUAUCCUCUUGCACAUCCGGCGGACCACUCCUGACAUCGAUAAAAUCCAUUUCGUCUCCGAUGGGCCUACCACACAAUACAGGUGUAAAUCAAAUUUCUACCUCUUUUCUACGAAAAUUUUCGAGUAUGGCUUUGUAAAUGGCGGAAGUUGGAAUUUUAUGGAGGCAGGACACGGCAAGGGCGCCCCUGAUGGUAUUGGAGCUGUGUCAAGCGUGAGGCGGAUACACUCGUCAACACCCAUGAGACGGACAUAACGGGUGUUAGUGCAUUAA